This is a messenger RNA of Colletotrichum costaricense, 801 nucleotides long. RefSeq lists its product as uncharacterized. The coding region runs from base 1 to 801 and encodes 266 amino acids. NCBI's taxonomy places the organism in Eukaryota, Fungi, Ascomycota, Sordariomycetes, Glomerellales, Glomerellaceae. The transcript is spliced from 3 exons. The record is from RefSeq and is a predicted model, not a curated record.
AUGUCUGUCGUGAUGAGCAUCAAGCUCGAAGUCGAGGAACAGGAUAUAUCACUAGCUUCCCCCGAUCUGAACCUGCCACUUUCUUUUGACCAUAGCCACACGAACAUCAUCCAGCUUGAAGAUCAAAUAGACUCGGAUACGCAGUACACAGUCGAGGAUAUCCUUGUCGCCUUUGCGCCGCCAUCAGUUAGUCAGGAGUCUCAUCCUUCCCGCAGACCGUCAUCAACCAUGUCAUCGUCGCGUUCCGGCCGUUCGGGAGGGUCAUCAAGCCACCACCGUAGCUCCAAGAGUAGCAAGAAACCAAGGGCGGUUCAACGCUCAAUCCAACAACUCAUCGAGUCCCUAGAGACGCACAGAGUCAACACCCUCACAGAGCUCUGCCGUAUCGAGCGCGUGGCGGCUACCUGCGAGAACGAGGAAGACGCUCUAGCCUUCCAAGGACCCAUGACCGCCGCCUGGGACUACUAUGUGAACAGCAAUCAGUUUCUCACGGAACUCCGCGGCCUGACACGGAGCUACCCCCUCUGCAGCGACCUCCUCUACGACGCUCACGUCCGCGUGCGCAACGAUCCCAAUUCGAACAAGAGCUGGAACCUGGCCUGGUUGUGUCUUGUCAAGAUUCAGGAAGAUGAUCUCGUGUCCGGAUACGCGGCUCUGGAGGCCACCAAGCCCGAGAUGUGGGGAGGUCGCGAGCCCUCUACCGAUGAGGCGGCCCAGCUCGGCGCCUGCUUCGAAUAUGAAUGGAACAAGGCCGUCGACACGAUGUUGCGGCACUGGUCCGUUCCCCCGACGUGGUUUUAG